AUGAAAGCCGCGGAAAAGUACGACCUUCUAGUUCUCCUCCUACCAGGCUGGAAUCCUGCACAUAACUCCGAAGUGCAGUCCAAGGAUGAGAUGGAGGGCUUACCCAUGGGUUUUCAUUGGGGUCCGAGGACGGAGAACAAACUGAACUGGAGUGCACUUCACUGCGUGCCUUACUUGGUCACGUACCGUGACCUAUCACCCAGGGCCAUCCUCGUAUUCAUCUCCAGCCCCUGGCCAGGCAAGGCUCGAGAGGGAAAUUUGGACCAGAAGGGAAGGAGAGGGGACCCUCAGGCGGGCUGUCCAGUUCGAGACGUUUUUUGUCUUUAUUAG
Aspergillus puulaauensis is the source of this 330-nucleotide messenger RNA. RefSeq lists its product as uncharacterized. NCBI's taxonomy places the organism in Eukaryota, Fungi, Ascomycota, Eurotiomycetes, Eurotiales, Aspergillaceae. Bases 1 to 330 code for a protein of 109 amino acids. The record is from RefSeq and is a predicted model, not a curated record. The transcript is spliced from 2 exons.